AUGGGAUAGGUGGGGGACUUUGUUUCCCUUAGGCAGGGAAUUUGCUCUGGGGAUAGCAAAGUAAAGGAGGAUUUGCAGCAGUUUCAAAUGCCAACAUGUCCUUCAAAGUCAGCUAUUACGUACUUUUGUGUAGGUCUCAGGAGACAGUGUGUGGUGUUUUUCUGGCCCUUUUUCUCCUCUGGAGAUAAAAGACAAUACAGUAUUAAAGAGCACACAAAGGAUCUGAGGCAUCUAUGUAGGAAGGUACAGUCCUGUGCAAAGAUCUCACCUUGGUCCUGGGAAGAGGGUGGCUGAGUUGCAGCCCCAAGGGCUGUGGUGGCGUAGAGCUUUCCUGCAGUAGACACAGCUGUAUCACACCUGGAUGUAGCUCUGCAAAGUCCUGUAUCCCCUGCUUCAUUGCACAAGGAGCCAGCCAGCCCAGCACUGUUAAUACUUCAUACAACCAGCCCAGCCCAGCCUGCGCUCCACAUCCUUUUCUUAGGCCUUGUAAAAGACGACUUAAAUCCUUGAGUCUUUUUCCAGUCUGAUCUCUGAUUCUAUGACAGUCAGGACCAGACCUUCCCUCCUAUGGUGCAGCAAUAGAGAGCUUUAAGGUAAUGGUGAGCACCUAAUUUUAGGCAGUUUAAAGCUGCAGUUAAUUUCCAGAUUAUAAGGUGCUAUGCCUUUGCACUCUAGGUGAUGCUCACGCUGUGUGCCUUUUUAUUAACCCUUGUUAUUUGACUAGUUGGCUGUUGGGUCAGACUGCCCUGACCUGUCUGAUACAGUGACACUGAAACUAUUCUGCUUGCACUGACAACUUUCACAAAUCUGGAGCUGUGUUCUUUUGCUAUUAGCCCUGGGCUGAUCUCCCUAAGCUAGAAGAGCUAUAAAGGCUUAAGAGCGACACAGUAUCCUUAACUGACCUUAGUAUGUACUCAAUACCCAGCAGAAUCUCUAGUCAGAUCAGAAAACGCCAAGGCAAAUCCAGAACCCAGUGACGAACUACUUUUUGUCUCCAUAGAUGUCAUUCUGAGAGUCUUGAGCAGCCACUUUCCUUUUUAUUUUUCAGACUGUUCAGACCUGCCUAUUCCUAUGGAUCUCUGGCAUUAAAUGCAUGUUACCUUCUAUUGUGAGAUACUAAAGUGUGAAACAGGUUGCAGAUGGGUUUAUGAUGUUAGAGGAAUGUUUUUCUUUCAAUGUUUUUCCCUUAGAGUAUUUUUUUUCUAGGAAGGACUGGGCCACUAAUACAAACAGAAUGUGAAGCAAACGUCAUACUCCUCUGAAACCGCAAAAGGCUGGUUUCUGCUUUAUGCAAAUAAAGAGAUCACAAAGAGCUUUGAUGUUAGUGCUCAGAGCCUGGGAAAUCAACCCAUGCAACACCUGAUAGGAAAAGCAGGCCUUUGGCAGUUAGCACAGUGACUUUUCAUGUGUGAUCAUGAACUGCUAGAGCGCAUCUCAUUGUGGACUUGCUGCUGCUGUUUCUGUGGGGCAGCAGGAGAUGCUGCAAGGCUUUGGGCCCCAGACACUCUCCAUCUGCAUGCUCUCAGUUUCUCCACAUAAGCUCUCUUCUCUUUCCUAAAACGGGGAAGAGAAGAGCAAGGUAGGAAACAGGAAGAAUACACAGCCUGAUCUGACAGAACUAGCGGAGUGAGGAGUGAUAGUACUCCAACAACUGGGAUGUAUGGUCCCUGAAAAGCAUUGUCCUCCCAUGGGUCUGAGGUGUCAGCAUAGUGCUGUCUGUUGCCAACACUGCCAUGUUGUAAGAGCACUCACUGGUAUCCCUGUCCCUUCUUUGCAGGGACGAUAAGGUACCGCUGAAACUGUAUUUUUUAGCAUUUGUCAUCUUUCUGUUCUUGUUUUUUUUUUUUUGUACUGUGGCAGUGGAUGGAGGCCCUAGAUCAGGGUCAGGGCCCACCAAAGAGGCCGUUUGUGCUUUUGCUCCUCCAGGGCAAUGCUACCUGUUGGCUAGUUCACAAGCAUAGGGAUACAGUGUAUUUGUGUGCAGAGAAGGGCAGCAGCGUAGCUCCUGGGGUUUUGCCAUCGUAAGUGGUGCAGCCAUGAGUCGGGAGGGGUUUUCCCAACUAGUUCUAAUCUUCCUGCUGUUCAGCAACAUUGUCUUUCUUCUCAAAUCUGAUGCAUCUCUUUGCGGAUAAAUAUGAUAUAUCUCUUUGCCAGGAAAAUAUGAUGCAUCUCUUUGCUGACAAAUAUGGUGUGGAUCUUUAUCAGAGGCUCCUUAACUGCAUAAUACAAUGACCCAAUGUACACAUGCAGGUCACCUGAACCGAUUACCUUCUCUGCAUACUGAUUCAUCGGUUGAAGGCUUUUUACGGUGCUUGCUUAGAAACAGUGAGAGCUGAAGCGUGAUAAGCUCAUAAACCCUGCCAGGCUGAUGCUUUAGUACAGAAUGUGUUGAUGCUGGUUUUUUAAUGGCAUUUGAGUCAUUCAGGCUCAUUAAUAUUUCCUUUACAUUAACGUUUCUGCCUGUUGGCAAUCUAGUUGGCAGACGUAGCGACAUAUGGGACUAGGUAUGCACAUUAUCAGACCUUUGAAAACCUGUGGUAGUUGUUCAGAGGUCGUCCUUUAUUUCCUUGAAGCCUCUGUGAGUUUCUAACCAGAACUGGGCCUUCAUGCCAUCACUUCUCAGUUCCUGGCUGGUAUAAAGAGGUUGGGUCAUGUGUGGUUAUUACAGGAUUUUUAUUAACCUCCCUCUUCCAGCUAUUGUGGGCUUGUUUUUCCCAUUAGAUUAGCUGAAAUGUACUCCCUUGUUAGCUUUCAGCUAACCAGACCAUUGUUAGGUGGAAGAGACAUGUACACACUAAGCCAACCGUGAGUAGAGAAGGUUUCAGGGGCUGUACCAAAAUACCAGCCUAGAAGGCAGCAAAGGACAGAGUCUCCCAUCUGUAUCUAGGGUUUGUUUUCCACCCUGCUGUCCUUGCAAAAAGAUCUGCUGUGCCAUCUCAGCCCUUUAGGCUCUGUGCCUUGGUUUGCAUGAAUUCAGACCAAAAGAAACGUACCAUCCAAAUGGCUGAGAAAUUCCUUGGUUCCCUGUUUAUCAUGUUCUGUCCAAUCCUGCCAAUGCAUUUAGCUCCAAGCUGGGGACCCUGUUGCAAGGACAGUGUCCACAAGUCAUUAAUCUUUAUGUCUCUCUGCAGAGAGAGUCAGGGAAGGGGUUGAUUAGUACAAAAUAUGUUAGGCAAUGUAAUUUAAACAUUGAAUUUGAACUGGACUGAGAAACCUGAAUCUUUCAUGCCUGCUAAUGAAUACUUGCUUUCACUCCUUCGCCUUCACUGGGGCAUGGCUGGAUUUGAACCUGUGGUUGAAUAGUGAAAAAGCUCAGUUGCCAAUGUACUAAACUAAUCCUAUGCCCUUCCAUCCUAAAUUGUGCUUUUAAAGCUUUUUGAUUCUCUGGUCCAAUUAGUUUGCCUAAAUUAAUUAUUAGCAAGAAGCCCCAACAGAAUACCCUGAUUCCCUUCCCCACAUGCAUGACUUUGAGCUGAAGAAUACACUUCAGUCUUCACGGAGCAGGAUACAAAUUCUUUGGCUGUAUGUGGCCAUGAUGCAGCUCUGGGUCUUGAGCUUGUGUCAGCUGUUUGACCAUGGAAAUUCUGGGGUGAGAACGCCUCUCUCAAAAACAGUAUCUUCCCCGGAGCUUGCAGAAGCAGAGCGUUUCUCUUUAGGACAGGAAGGGAGACCAGCUCACAGCAUGCCGUGGAAACGUUCACCCUUUCUCUCCCUUGCCUGCAGUGUAGUGAGAUUACAGAGCUACCUUAAAUAAGCUCUGGCUAUGACUCUUAUCUUGGCCUUUGCAAACUAGCAGAAAGUUGAAGUGAUGACAGCAGAUAAGGGUGUUCGCUUUUGAAGCUUAUUGGCUGGUUCUCUGGAUUUUUUUUUUCCCCCUGAAAGCCAGUCAUUCAGAGGUAUAGCUGGCAUAGACUGAUUGUUACAUCCCGCGGAGACCAUGGAGGGGACAAGAGGGGCUUGGGUCUAGAAGGGCAGAUCUCCUCUCACCAGCCGGCUUAGCUGUGUCACUUGCCUGGGGAUGAGACCUGCAUAGUAUCGUCAGCCGUGAGAAAUGUGGACUCAUGUUUUCCUUGACCUUUCUUCACCUUGAAGGAGAGCAGAUUGGAUCCUGGUUGUUAACCCCCCACCUCCUCAGUUUUGGGACAGUGAGAAAAGUUCAACAUUUCUUACGGUGGGAGUGAGGGAACUGGGACUGGUUCACAGCAGACUUACAUAUUAAACCAUCGUACCAAAAGCAAGCCGCAGUCUGACAAGAAAUGUAACCUGAGGAGAAAGGACACUAGUGCGUUUGAGCACGCUGAGGGAUUCUUGCAUGACCUGUCACUCUUUCAGUGCUGUAGCCUGAGCAGGUCUUACUGGUUUUUACCGAGGUGGUGGGAGCUGAAUGGGGUGUGGGCUCAUUUCUAUUCGUCCACAGACACCUCUGCAAUCUUCUUUUCUCUUUUUUAAUUCCCCUCUGGAUAUAACUUGGAGAAAUAGUGUGCAUCAAGUUUGCCGCCACCUGGGCUCAAUCUGGCUGAAUCAGUUUUGGAGGAUACCCUUGCUGCAACGCUCUGGAUGUGCUCCUAGGAGGAGAAGAAGCUAAAGCAAUUUGGCAUCAUUGCUGCAGUUUGAGGAAAAACAUUUCUUUUGACUUUAGAGAGAGCUACCAGGAGGAUCUGUGCGAUGUCCUAAUCUCCCCUCAUUUGCCCUGCUGAGCAUGGGGUAAUGGUGUUUGACCAUGGUGGUCACCCAGUUACAGUUGGAACUGUGCUUCCAUGGCAAGAAGCUGAGAGGUUUCACCUGCAAGUUGACCAGGUCAGCCAGUGGAUUUCUUCCAGAGACUUCAUUCUCCAUUGCCUCCCAGAUUUUCGUGCCGUUCCUUCUGGCUGGCUUGGGCAUGGUAGCUGCUGGCCUCUUGAUGGAUGUUGUUCAACACUGGGAUGUGUUUCGGACAAUUACAGAAGUUUUUAUCCUGGUUCCUGCCUUGGUUGGCCUGAAGGGUAAUCUUGAGAUGACACUGGCAUCCAGGCUCUCUACUGCUGCUAACACCGGACAGAUGGAUGAUGCCCAGAAGCAAUGGAAAAUGGCCACCUGCAAUUUAGCCCUUAUCCAGGUCCAGGCCACUGUGGUGGGACUUCUGGCUGCUGUUGCUGCUGUGAUCCUGGGAGCCAUCUCCAAGGGCUCUGUGGAGCUGAGCCAGGCUGCUGUGCUGUGUGCCAGCAGUGUGACCACAGCGUUCAUAGCUGCACUUUCUCUUGGUCUGGUGAUGAUUGGCGUGAUCAUCGGAGCAAGGAAAGUUGGGAUCAAUCCAGACAAUGUCGCCACACCCAUAGCAGCAAGCCUUGGAGACUUGAUAACCCUUUCCCUGCUGGCGGGAAUCAGCAGUACACUCUUCAAAUACAUAGAUAUAAAAUACCUUUCUCCCCUGAUCUGUGCUGUCUUCAUCGUCAUGAUUCCUCUAUGGGUUGCCAUCGCCAAGCAAAGUCCUUCCCUUGCCGAAGUCCUGAAAUCUGGAUGGCAGCCGGUCAUUGUUGCAAUGAGCAUCAGCAGCAUUGGUGGGCUCAUCUUGGACAAAACUGUAACUGACCCAAACUUUGAAGGCAUGGCAGUUUUCACACCUGUGAUUAAUGGUGUUGGAGGGAAUCUGGUUGCCAUCCAGGCCAGCCGCAUUUCCACGUUUCUGCACUUCUGGAGCAUGCCUGGAGUUUUGCCAUACAAGAUGAGGCAGAAUUGGCCCAACCCAUGCACCACAUUCUUCUCAUCAGAGGUGAAUUCCAAGUCAGCCCGAGUCCUGUUCCUCCUGGUUAUCCCAGGGCACCUUGUGUUCCUCUACACCAUCCAUCUGCUGCAAGGAGGCCACACGUCUCUGUCCUUCACCUUUGUGAUGUUCUAUCUGACUGCUGCUUUGCUGCAGGUGGGAAUCCUGCUCUACGUGGCUGACCUAAUUGUGCGCCUGAUGUGGAGGAAGGCACUGGACCCGGAUAACUUCUCCAUCCCCUACCUCACUGCCCUGGGGGAUCUCCUGGGCACUGGCUUCCUGGCCAUCUGUUUCCGCCUGGUUUGGCUCGUCCAUGGCACAGACAUGAACCUGGGGAACUGAGAGACCAGCGCUGCUCUGCAUCACUCUUGCAACGCGGUGCUUUCCUCCAGGACAACAGCGUACUUGGCGAUGAGUGCUGGGUCACCCGGCUGGAUUGGGCCUCCCCCGCCACUUCUGAUGCCCCAUCUCUCCUCCCCAUUGUGCCUUACAGCUGGGCUCGCCCACCCCAAGGGAUCAGCACCCACAGACUUGCACCCUCGCAAGUGAGCAAGCUGGUUUUAAGCAAUGCCCACUGCUCACACCUGCGCCCAGCAAACAAGGUGCUAAGGAGCAACUGGGCUGUUUGUAAUGAAUGAGCAUUUUGAUCGGUUUCAGUCCCUAGCACUGACACAGCCCGUGAGGUUGCUCCAAAGCCUGCCGAGGUCACAGCAUCCCAUCCUGCUGUGGAUGUUGCAACCUCUCCAUCGGACUCUGACUUUCCAUCAAGGGAAAUUCUUUAUUUGUCCUCCUUUUUUCUCCCAUUGCAUCCCUGGAGGAGAAGAGCAACCAGGUCUUUAAACUUGUCUCCUCUCCAUCGCUCAGACGCUCAGGAUCUGACACAGUCUGCUCCUCGCUGGCUCAUUCCCAGCAGGAGAUUAUCUAAGGAUACCACCUACCUGCCCUGGCAGCAUCACUGUUGUCUGACUGACAAGCUGGAUUGAUUGCAUUUUGGGGGUAGGAAAGUUUGUUUUUACGGUUUAUGAAAUGUCCAGUAGUUAAAAUGUUUAUAGAAACAAACACACAAAUAAAGUGGUUAAAAAAAGG
Grus americana (Whooping crane) is the source of this 6826-nucleotide messenger RNA. It is a transcript of the gene SLC41A3, whose product is annotated as solute carrier family 41 member 3. The record is from RefSeq and is a predicted model, not a curated record. Lineage: Eukaryota; Metazoa; Chordata; Aves; Gruiformes; Gruidae. Bases 4721 to 6082 code for a protein of 453 amino acids. Gene Ontology annotation, biological process: monoatomic cation transport. Gene Ontology annotation, molecular function: monoatomic cation transmembrane transporter activity. The transcript has 10 exons. Gene Ontology annotation, cellular component: plasma membrane.